Messenger RNA from Esox lucius (northern pike), 1757 nucleotides. RefSeq names its product E3 ubiquitin/ISG15 ligase TRIM25-like. NCBI's taxonomy places the organism in Eukaryota, Metazoa, Chordata, Actinopteri, Esociformes, Esocidae. The record is from RefSeq and is a predicted model, not a curated record. The transcript has 6 exons. Bases 43 to 1530 code for a protein of 495 amino acids. Gene Ontology annotation, molecular function: protein binding; zinc ion binding.
AUUCCUUCAGUCAGUCUUUCUCAGUGACUCGUGACAGAAACAAUGGAGUCUCUUAGCUGUCCCAUCUGUCUGGAACAUCUGAAGGAGCCAGUCACCACUGCCUGUGGACAUAGUUACUGUAUGGACUGUAUUGAGGGCUGCUGGGACCAAGAUGAGGCUAAAGGUGUGUACAGAUGCCCCCAGUGUAGACAGACCUUCAUCCCAAGACCUGUUCUGAUGAAGAACAUCAUGCUGGCUGAUGUAGUGGAGAACCUGAAGAAGACAGGACUACAAGUGUCUCCUUCUGCUCACUAUUAUGCCGGACCUGGAGAUGUAGCAUGUGAUGUCUGCACUGGGAGAAGGUUUACAGCUGUCAAGACCUGUCUGGGGUGUCUGGCCUCUUACUGCAACACCCAUCUUCAGCCUCACUGCCAAUCUGAGGAACUAAAGAUGCACAAGUUGGUCGACAUGUCAACAGAACUGCAGGACAAGGUCUGCUCUCAUCCAGAAAGCCAGCCGGAGGUUAUCUGCCAGACCGAUCAGCAGUGUCUCUGUUAUCUGUGCACCAUGGAGGAACAUACAGGCCACGAGAGAGUGUCAUCUGAAACAAAGAAGGCUGACAAACAGAAACAGCUGGGUUUGAAACAGGGGAAGUUGCACUACCAGCAGAGGAUCCAGGAGAGCGAAAGGAAGCUGAUGGAGUUGAAACAGACUAUGACCAUUAUCACAGACUUCACACAAUCAGCUGUGGAGGACAGUGAGAAGAUCUUUGCUGAGAUGAUCUGCUCCAUGGAGAGAAGACGCUCCGAGGUGAAGGACAUGAUCAGAGCCCAGGAGAACGCUGCUGCCAGACGGACUGAGGGACUCCAGAAGAUCCUGGAGCAGGAGAUAGCGGAACUGAUGAGGAGGAGAGACGCUGAGUUGGACCAGCUGUCAUCCACUGAAGAGCACAUUCCUUUCCUCCAGACUGCUCAGUCUCUUGGUGACCUGGUUGAUCCCAAAGGUCUAUGCAGUCCCCUCAUUAGCUCUGCUCUGGGGUUUGAUGAUCUGAAGAGGAAAAUCACUGAGCUCAAGAAAAGACUGGAUCACAUCUGUCAAGAAGAGGUGGAGAAGAUGUCCUGUUCAGCCAUUGAGCACCAUUGUAAAAAGUGUGGGAGCAUCACUCCAGUGCACUCUGUCCCCACUACACCCUCGUACCAGGUCACAGGUCAAGAGUUCACCCUGAACCUGUUGAGGAAGGAACAGGGAUUUGGGUUCAGAAUGGUUGGAGGAUAUGACACUUUUGAGAAGAUUCUAAUUACGGAUAUAGUGAGACACUCGGCAGCUCACCGCGACGGCCGUUUGAAGAGGGGCGAUGAGCUGGUGGCGGUGAACAACGUGCCCGUGAACCAGAAAACACAUGAAGACGUUGUGGCCCUGAUUGGAAAGGCUGGACAGAAUGGUCAGGUGACCCUGAUGGUCAGGAGGAACAUUCAGACGGACAAGAAAGUAAAGGGAUGUAAUAAAAAGUUAUGUAAUGUAAAGCAAGUUUAUGUAAAUAAUGUGAUGUAAAGGAAUGUAAUGCAUCGCAACGUAAUGUAAAUAAUGAAAUGUAAAUAAUGUAAUGUAAAAAGGAAUGUAAUGUAAAGCAAGUUUAUGUAAAUAAUGUGAUGUAAAGGAAAGUAAUGCAACGCAACGUAAUGUAAAUAAUGAAAUGUAAAUAAUGUAAUGUAAAAAGGAAUGUAAUGUAAAGCAGUGCAAUGUAAAGGAGGUUAAAGUAAAGGAAAUUCACAUUUGAA